CAAAUUUGAACGCUAUUAUCGGAUUUUUGUCAUCUGGUAUCUAUUGUGUCAUUUAGUGGGAAUGUUAUGUUAUGGUACUUUUGUAUUGUGUUAUACAUAUUCAUCAAAUAUUGCUAUUGAGUCUCUAGUGAUUUUCCUGAAGUUUCUACUUGCCACACUUGCUUGCUUGUCCUUUUGCUCUUAUGAAAGAUGAAUUACUUGUUUAUUCAGCCGGCCUAGUUCAGAACAUAUACAUAUGCCAUAUCUGUUUCUGUUUGUUUUUACGUCGUCCUGCUGAGUGACAGAUAUGUGUGCACUCAUAACGUCUCAGAUAGUUCUCACUCAAUCUAUCUUGUUUUCUUGUUCUUGAAGAUCUAGAUCCUCGAAUACUCCAAUAAGGAGAUCAUGGGGUCGUGUCUACAGAAGACAACUAAUCAGAGAAGUUUAAAUAGACCUGGAUCACAGAGUAUAGAUGUAUUGACGAGAAAGUCUUCCAAUAAUAAGAGAACCAUGAGAUCAUUUUCCGAAUUUCCAAAGGAAUUAACCUUGGAGAUCUUUUCCAGGCUUCCAGUACAAUCUCUCUUGAUAUGCAAAGUCGUAUGUAAACGAUGGAAUGCUGCAAUUGCAGAACCAGUGCUAGCAACCAUGCAGUUGGCAAAUGCAGCUGAUCAAAGUCUUUGCUUGGUAUUACAUUCUGAGUUUCCCAAAUUCGUCCUCUACAAUGUCUUCAUCAGUAAUCUUGGUUGUCCCGACAAGGAAUGGAAGAGGCUGGAAAUCCCAUUUCGGCAAAUAUUAUCUUCAUUUGAGGUUGUAGGCUCUUGUAAUGGACUUCUAUGUGUAUUACACUAUCAGUUGGAUGAUCCUGUUCUAAUACACAAUCCUCUCACCCGGGACUACAAGAAACUUCCCGACAAAGGUGAGGAGCAUUCCAAGGGAAAAAUACACAGGUGUGUUUUUGGAUUUGGUUUUGAUCCAAAGACUAUGGCUUACAAGGUGCUCAAGAUCGUACAUUAUGCAGGUAGUUCUUCUGAAACCCCGGAUAUGAAUAGAAAACCAGAUGUUUUCGUUGUUACAUUAGGCUCAGACGAAUGGAGAUCUAAAGGCCAAACACAUUACCAACUAACCGGAUCAUCAUCAGAGGCUUUUGUGAAUGGAAAAUUUCAUUGGCUCACACAUCGUGAUUUUCUUGAAGCUGGAAAAUGUCAAGAUAUCAUCUCAUUUGAUCUAUCAACCGAAACAUUUCAAGAAUUACCGCGACCAGAUUUUGAGGGCCUCAUGAAGCACACAUGCCAUCUGGUGACUCUAAAAGGUGCACUCUCUGCUGUUAUUAGCUAUGUUGACGGAACAAAUGAAAUUUGGCAGAUGAAAGAUUAUAAUGUCAGAGAGUCUUGGACUAGAGAAUUUGUUAUCAGGAAGUAUGUUCCGAAAAUUUUCCUUACAUUUGGUCUGUUCAAUAGUUACCCUGGCAGAGGGAGGAUCGACGGGUAUACAAAACAUAAGUUUCAAGUCAUAUGCAUACUGAGUACUGGAGAGAUGUUGCUGCUAUAUGAGAAUCAAGCUUUGGUUUCAUACAAUGCCGAGAUCGGGAAGUUCAAAGAUUUGAAAAUCAAAGGCCAGAUGUUCGAGUACUUAUCGACUCUUCAUACGGGAAGCCUAAUAUCUGUUGAUGCAGCUUUUAACUCGUGAGAGGUCAAUGGUUCAAGGCUCGACGAAGAUCUUGUGAGUAUAUUGAAUUUUAUUGUCGACAAGAAUUCGCUUAUUUCUUGGAAUCAAAUGCUUAAAAAAAUAGUUGUAUUUGCAUCUGUACCUUCCCAUUUCCUUGGCUGCCUUCUGAUUUCUGGCCGUCUAGAAAAAAUCAUGUACCUACACUCCUACAACAAUUGCAGGUAAACAGAUUUUACAUGAUCAACAUGAAUAAUACUCGAAUAGUACAAUCUGCUGUAACACUCACGUUUAAAAGUCCAAAAAGAUGAUCAACCUAAGGCAUGAAUCAGCUAGUGUAAAUUCACGUAGUAGUGACGGAACCAGAAAUUAAAAUGACCCGGGACUGAAAUGUAAAAUAAUAAGUUUUUACUAUUCUUUUCAGAUAUAAAAUUUCAUUGACUUUUCUGACUCGAACGAGAAUUCAGCCCAGAUUAGCCUCUCACCGGUUUCAGUCAGUGCUGAAUUCUAAUUUCAAUAGUAAUUAUGAGAAUUUUUGUGUAUUUAGCACAAUUUGAAAUUCUAAUCUGGUUCAUUUAAGACAAAACCCUUUGGGCGAAGUAUUACUGUAUUAGCCCACACACGGAGACUUAGCAGUUAGCACACAUUGAAUCUCUAUAUAACACAUGCAAAAAUAACACUGCACUUCAACUCAAAAAUAUUUCACACACUUACCUUCUGCCUUCUCCUUGAUCAUUUACAACUAGCUAGGCAAGAAAUAGAAAUGUGGAAGCUGAUCAAUCUCUCAUUACUUGUCAUGGUCUUAAUGUUUUCGGACUUGGAUAAGGCGACAGGGCGCCCGGAGCCAAAUUUUCCUACCAUCCCAAAUUUACCAUUUAUACCAAGCCUGCCACCUCUAGUUUCACAAGUUCCUGGUCUGCCCACCAUUCCUGAACCUCUGUUUCCAGGUUCUUUGAGCCCAAUCACCUCCCCUGUUCGCGGUCUACCGGGCUUUCCCAGCUUCUUUGGUCCUCCCCAAGCCCCUCCUAGCCAUGAUUAACAGAUGUAGCUGCUAGUGUUUAGUUGGCUUGUUAAGUGCAGGAUUUGUGUUUGUGACUUUGUGGAGCACAAUGUUGUUUCUUGGUAAUAAAUUUAUCUAUGGAUGUAGUUUGUUUUCAAAUGUGGUUCCUUGUUAUCCCUGUAUCCUACAGGCAAACCUCUCCAUUAUGUUUUGUGUGGUGUUUUUUGUUUUCUCAUAUUAAUGUCAUAUUUUUUAUGUUUGAA
Molecule: messenger RNA, 2904 nt
Organism: Daucus carota subsp. sativus
Lineage: Eukaryota; Viridiplantae; Streptophyta; Magnoliopsida; Apiales; Apiaceae
Product: F-box protein At3g07870
Exons: 1
Coding region: 385-1665 (426 amino acids)
Molecular function (GO): protein binding
Source: RefSeq, a predicted model, not a curated record